This is a messenger RNA of Hymenoscyphus albidus, 2226 nucleotides long. The record is from the annotation of a GenBank genome assembly. NCBI's taxonomy places the organism in Eukaryota, Fungi, Ascomycota, Leotiomycetes, Helotiales, Helotiaceae.
GUCCUGAAAUAAUCCAUGGUGAGAAGUUGGGGGGUGGCUAAUCAGCUAUAGAUGGAUUCCUACCUCUGCGGCGAGUACAAGCCAAUACCCCUACACCUCGACACUCGUAACGAGAAGGAGCAACGGGAUGAAGGGCCACUGCGGUCCUUCCAUCGUCGUCCUGCUCAUAUGAUCGAUGACCAAGAAGCUCGUGAUACAAAAGAUUUCCUUAUAAGCAAAUUCGUGGAGAAACUUCAAUUUAGUAUCCGUGAUGGAAGACUCGAUCCUAUUGAAAGAACUAAAUUGCACUCUAAUUACUACGCUGUCACAAUUCCUGAAUUCAUCCGGGGUGAAGGACCUUAUACGGGGGCUGAUAAAGUUGCUAUUCAGAUUAGUCUUCAGUUACUGCUGCCUUUCUUGAGGAAUGAUGUGUUGGUUGCGGAGAAGAUGGCUUUGAGGUGGCUUGCCGCGGAGACUUUUAUGCAUGAGCUUAUGGUAAGUUUUCUCUCUCGUUAUCUGGAUUUUAUUGUUUGCUAUGCUGGUGGAUUAGAUAUUGGGGAGGUGAACCCUGCCUUGAAAUUUGGGCGAAGACUGAUUUGGGAUGUUAAUGUCUGUGUAGCAUGCUAUGAAUUGCGUCCUAGUGGGCACACCUGAAUUCCCUCAUAUCUGUAGAUCGGAACCCUACUUUGAAGAUGAUAAGUUUUGCGAGCUGGGAUAUGCGUGGCAAGUAAGUCACCCCUUCCCCAUCCUUUUACACUCCCUCACAUCACCACAACCAAAUUCCUAAAAACAAAAAAAGCUCGACAACACAGGCGGCAUCACCCGUAUGCUCCGACAAUACAACAGCUUUGACCCCACCAAAAUCUACCCAGGCUUCGGUCUCAUGAACUUCCCCAACAGCCAUUUCUCUUGGUUGAGCACCAACACGACGGUUUUCCUCGGCGGACCGUCUUCCGUCUCGGACGAAUUUCGUUUCUCGCCCUACCACCAAUCUUGGUAUCCCCUCAUCCACGACAAAGAGUUCUGGACUCAUGGAAUGAAACAGUUCGGUAUGCAACUUCUCAAACCUAGGACGGCCGCGACGAUCGUCACGCAUUUGGAUACCUUUUAUGCUAGAGCAGGAUAUCGGGAUCCAAAUGUCAAGUGGGAGAAGAGGGGCAAGGGAUAUGAGACCCCAGCCGUAUCGGGGGAUUCUGGAAAAGAUCAAAAUGGAUGAACUAUGGGAUUUGAGUAAGGAGGAGUUGUUGGCACUUCAGUUCCGGGCUAGUGUUAUUGCGGAGGAGGAGAAGGCUGAUAUGUUGGAGCAGAGGCUUAAACAUCGUGCGAUGGUAGCCAAGGAGAUUAAGAUCUACGGGGUGUGAUUGCAAUUAAGACUCAGCUCGUUCCUACUCUCUCUGCUCAAGAGACGGAUAAUCUGCUGGGGCCGCUUUACUUUCAAGUCUUUUACAAAGCGAAGGAUGAGGCGAUGAAACUUGUUUUUGAGAUUCGGGGUAUUAUGUUUGAUGGCGAGGAGGACGCACGAAGGACCUGAGCAUCGGCGAUGGGAGAGUAUUUUGGUGGACUGCUUAUCCGUACGAAUCGUCGUUUGAGACUGGUGGUGAGAGAUGUUUUGGAGUGGACGGUGGACCGACAGACGGGUUCCUUCCCCAUAAAUGGGUUCCAGGAACAGAUCGCGGAUCUGUAUCUUGCGUCUGAGUAUCUCGGUGGCCUGUUACUCACCAUGAAGGAAAUCAUGACCCUCACCGACCUUGAUGAAGAUGGACUCAUAGCUGCACGACAACGAUUGGAAGGCGCGGCGAACGACUUCAACAAUACGAUGACCGCAAACGCGAGGAAGGAACAGCCAGGAAGGCACGAUGGGAUGAAGUGUACGGGAAGGAAGAUCGGGAUGCGGAGAAGCGAGAUCGCAUUGAGUAUUUCGCCAUCGCGCGCAAAGGACUCAAAACCGAACAACUCAUCAACGCGGAUGAACAAACCCUCUUCAACAACUCCGGCUUCGAAAUCUGCUGCCAAAUCGACGACACGAUGCAAUCUACCUCCCACGGCCUCAACGACAUCGUCGGCCGGAUGCUCCUCAUCCGCGGCCGUGAACCAGAGUACUCCAUGGAACUCCGCCAGUUGAGGAAGAAAAUGAUUGAUGUUCGGAUGAAAUUGGAUUUACCCCCGUAUAGCUAUAAACGCUAUGGUAUUUCUGCGUGGGGUGCGGGGACGAGUACGGAGCAGCUGGUGAAGGAGGGUGUGGAUCUA